Messenger RNA from Lymnaea stagnalis (great pond snail), 20390 nucleotides. Lineage: Eukaryota; Metazoa; Mollusca; Gastropoda; Lymnaeidae. The record is from the annotation of a GenBank genome assembly.
GACUCGGACUAUGAACCGGAUAAAUCAUGGUUUAUAACGAAAAAUCAGCUGACUUGAUACAGCAGACAGUGUAAGUCAUCUGAGUGUAAGCAUUUGCUAUUGUUAUGAAGUAAAAAGUGUUUAGGCCUACUCAUUGUUGUUUUAUAUUUUAGACCCAUGGCCGCAUAUACUAUUACUAAAUACUAAUUAAUAUUUAAUAUUAGUAUUUAUGAAAGUAUUAAUUAUUAAAAACUAUUUAAAAUAUUAUUUAUUAGGAGUCAGGAGUCUAGGAGUGAAUCCAAAACAGCAAAUUAACUUAACAAAACACGCCAAUAACGUCAGGGUGCUAUCUCUCCAAAUUAGCCUACUAUUAUUAUUAGUAUUAGGAUUACUCGGAUUAAUGAUUAGGAUUUUAUUAGUAUUUUUUUAUUAGAACAUUAAAGUCUGAUAAUUUGUUUUCCAGUUCCUAUGACCAUCCAUACUCCAUCGAAAACAAUUAUUGAUACAUGAACAUGUUACAGUCGAACUCACUUAUCUGUCUCAACCUCGGUUAACUCGUCAAGCCUGUUAUGUCAACCUUUUUGAUGUGGAGUCGCCAAAUUCUCUCUUUGUCUUAGCAUUUUCUCAUUGGUUAUGUUGAUUCUUUUAUUUAGCCAAACCCUGAUCACUGAUAGCUGAGUACAAAAGGCGCCCAAUUCGCCACAUAUCAUUGUCCGCACAAUUAACUUGACUCGAAAGAAGCAAGAGGCUUGCAGUACCUUUUCUAUUUAUAGCAAAUCCCAAGGCCGGUGACGUAACCAGGUUCUACUGUACAUGACUUAGACAUAGGCAUAGGACAUAGAUUUAGAUCUUAAAGUCAUGAUAUUAAUUUAUAUUGACAAUCAAAUAAUUAUUCAAAAUGAAAACAAUUUUAAUAAAAUUUUAAUCAUUCAUUAAAUUUCUGAAUCAUUAAUUUAAUCCAUUGAAUGCUUAAUCUGAUUAAUCAUUAUCAUUUCAUUAUAAAAUAUAUUAUAUAAUUAUAAUAUUUAUAAACUGCAACACUUAACAAUACUUUACUACUAUAUUGGGUGUAUUUAUUUAAUUUACUCUCAGUGUCUGUGACUGUGUGUAACUAUUUUUUUGUAAAUGGGUCAAUUAAUCACAUGAAAACCAAAGAAAGGAUCACAGCUAAAUUUGACAUGAAUUCAUGAGCAUUCCUCGGGCUUCUGACCUAUAAAUUAUAAGUUGAUGGUUCCUCGAAAGUUUGGUCAUAAUGCCCAUAUCCCAAAAGCUGUAAUUUAAACAAAUCUUUAUUUGUAGACAAUAAAUACUAACAAAAAUAAAGUUUUUUUAAAAUUAAAUGGCUUCGAGGGACAUUCAAGUUAAGUUAUUUUUGGGAUGCGCAUUUUUAAUAAGCUUUUAAAAAUUUUAUUUUUAUUCAGAACAGUGUGAUUUCAAAAAUCUAUUAAGGUAAUUAAAAGAGGGUUUUCUGUGGACUUUUUGUUUGGUGCAUUCAUUUUACAAUAAAGUGCUUAUAAAGUGUAGUGCUUUGUUCUAUGCUUGCAGAGCAGUGUUUUUAGUACUAUUGGGGGGACACCCCCCCCCCCCUUCCCUCCCCAAUCUGAAUGAUUUGUAUAGUGUAUCUUAGGGAUAACUAAAAUGGCCCAUUUUGAAAUAGGUUCCUGCAAUAGCUUUUGUCACUGGCGAUUGAUUAUUAAUGGAAAUGGCGUGGGCCCCAAAUUCAAUGUUUACAAUAAUUAUUAUACAUCUGGCUUUUUAUAGAAAAAAAAAUUUUCAUUUUAAUUUGUACUUAAAAAAAUUGUUUUGACAGGGCCCUAUAUUUAAAGCUUUAUAAUUUUUUUCUGGAUACAAACCUGAGCAAAGCUGGGUUUAUUGGCUAGUAUAUUAUAUUAUUUAUAGGCCUAUAAAUAGCAAUAGGCCUAUAAUUUAAAACGCUCAAUGAUUAUAUAUAUGACAUCUUUCUGUCUUUGUGAGAGGAUAGAGCAGCUUAUUGACCCUUCAUCAAAUGGCUUACCAGGCUGAUCCUGGAAUUGCAAUCUUGGUUGCGCUUCUCGCAGGAGACCCUCGUCUUCUGGUUAACUUUGGCCUUCCAUAAUUCUCUUUUUGUUGUAAAGGUUUUGUUGUGUACAUCUUCUGCCUGCUUUACCCCCUCAUACACGGCUGUUUGCCAGCUGGAACAGUUCUCAGCGGUCAUAUCCCAUUUGUUGAUUUCUAUGUUGGCUUCCCUCAUGUUCCUUUUACAAACAUCCUUAAAUCAUUGCAGCAGCUGUUGGAUAAGCCCUGCCCUCUCUGCCAACUCUCCAUACGGCAGAUCCUUUGGAAUUUGGCCCUCAUUCAUUCUCCUUACAUGGCCUAACCAUUGAAGAUGCAUUGUGCUAAGAGUGGAGAACAUGCCACACAUUUUGGCACAUUUCAAAACCUCUGUUGUGUCAGGCACUUUGUCCUGCCAUCACUGUCUACACUGACUAUUACUAUACACUAUAUUCACUGUGAAAAUAACUAUCUAUAUAUAUAUACUAUAUAUUAUUAUACAUUUUGAUAUGCUUGAAAAUAGUUAAUUAUUAUUAUAUUUUUAAUUUUCUUUAUCAGUGUCUUUACUGAGGAAACUUUAUCCUUAGGGGCCAUCAUCCAUGUCACACCAUUUGGGUCAUUUUUUACCUUUCCAGACGUCACAAAAUUGUAAUAUGAAUUCUCGGGCCGCUUAGGAGUCACUAAUCCUAGCUACGCCACUUUUUCUAUGACACCGAUCACACUUUUAAUUAAAAUAUUAAUGGACACAAAAUAAAAUGCCAUUUGUCGGGAUUUCAGUUACAUUUUUAGUGACAGAAAUCAUAACUUUCAACUUGAGAUAUGCCUUCCUAUAAGACAAUUUAUUUAGUCGGGUUUAUUUGUGAGGCAGAAAUAAUGUAUCACCUAUAUCUGACAGUUAUUCUGUGAUAUAUUACGGUGGGAUUCUUUGUAUGCGUAUAGGCUUAAUCAUCAGUGUUAAAAAUGCAUUAUUUGAAAGCUUUCGUGAAAGUUCACAAACUUAUCCCGUUAUCUGAUCAUGCUUAAAUGCAACUAGAUAAGAAAAUAGAAUUGAUUGACACAUGGAUAACAUAAAUGGCUUGCACUUGUCCUUACAUCACACGUGAUUGAUGGCCUGGUCUUAACUGUUUCAUUUCAAACUUGAAGAGAUUUACUACAAUUUUUUUUUUUUUUUUUUAUAUUUUACAGAAUAAUCCAAUAAUUUUUCAAACUUGGUUUUUACGGCAUGUCCAAAUGUAAAUGAAAAAAAAUAUAAAAGUUUUUGAAAAUAGUAUUUUUAAAUUUUCCUAAUCUCCCAAUUUUUUAUUGUUUCUUUUCAAACUUGAAGAGAUUUAAAAAAAUUUUUUUUUUUUUUUUUUAGAUUUUACAGAAUAAUCCAAUAAUUUCUCAAACUUGGUUUUGACGGCAUGUCCAAAUGUAAAUGAAAAAAAAUAUAAAAGUCUUUGAAAAUAGUAUUUUUAAAUUUUCCUAAUCUCCCAAUCAAUAAUAAUUUGUCUUGCUUUUUACUUAUGCAUCACUUGUUGAAUUUUUUACAUUUGUGCCCAAAUACCUACACCACUUUAUUACAAUUUUUAUAAAAACUAAAACAUUGAAAGAGUUUUUGGGAGGGGGGAAUACAUAAAAAAAACAACUUUUGAUGUGUUUAGGAGGGGUCGGGGUGGGGGUAGGCAUAUAAAUAGCUCAGGGACCUAAUCCUAGCCCUUAUUGCCUUAAAUAAGUGUUGAAUUAUCUUAAUUAUACCCAAAAAAAUGUAACCUUUUCAACUUACAAAUUCAUUGCCAAUAAAAGGAAGAGUUUAUUAAAUGUUACUUUUCAUAGAAACUUGUAUAUUUGUAGCCCUAUUUUCUCUUUCACUACUUGUCUUAUUUAAAGUUAACAAGUGUCUCAAAACUUAGAUGUAGUGACUGCUAAGCAAGAAUAUAAAAAAAAACAUCACCCCACAUAGUCCUUAAAAACUUUGUCCUAUAAAUACAAGGUUACGUGUGAUCAACAUUGAUAUCAGUAACAUUCUUUUAGCAAGCAAUUUAACUGUCAUUUGUUGAUGAUCAGAUCUUAAUAUAUUUGUAGCUGAAGUACUUAUGCUGAAUAGUUGGAUAUUAAGAUAUAUUUAGAUAUAAUUCUAAAAAAAAGUUAUUUGGCUUACCUUCAGUGAAAAGCUGUUUAGUUAUAUUUUCUUAUAGUUAACAUUUUAAUUUUUAAAAAUUAGCUGUCACCAAAAAUAACAAGUGAAAAAAAAAUAUUUCAAAUUAAUAAUCAGAAAGUACCAUCAUUUAAAAAAGUUUUAAAAAAAUAUUUUCAGGUUAAAAGAUGACCAUCUUUAAAUCUGAAAACCGCAAGCCGGCAGACUCUGUGAUUUGGAAAUCACCUACCUCUAUUGUAAAGCAGAAGCCAUCUUCAAACAUAAAGUAUGGCAAUCUAAACAGUGCUAUUUACAAAAUAAGCUUAGAGAAACACCACAGAGAUGAAACCAAAUGUGGGAAACUCUUCCGUAAAGUCUUAAGGUUAGCCAGCUGCUUGCUGGUCCUGUGUCUCUUGGCAUGCAUCUGUUUGAUCAUCUAUCAGUCACUAUCGAAAUCCUUGUACAAGCGACCCACCGGUCAGGCUGACCAGUGCACUAUCGACGAGAACGAUAGAUUUGACUGCUGGCCAGAGAAAAACGGAGCAUCGGAGCAAGGAUGCAUCAGAAGAGGAUGUUGUUGGAAAGCAGCCACGGUCCCCAACACGGCACCCUACUGUUUCUUUCCGUCCAACUAUAGUGGAUACGAUGCAAGGCAAGUGACCGUCUCGUCCAAUGGGAUUGAUGCGACGCUUGUUAGGACGACCAGCACCUUUUUCUCUCCAGAUGUCAAAACUCUGAAACUGAGAGUCGACUUCCAGAAUGACUACCGGCUGCGAAUCAGGGUAGGUUAUUAUACUAAUGUACUGGGGUGAGUGAGGGGGGUGUAGGGGUUGGUGGUCAGCAUUGAUGGCUAGAAAAAUAAUGCCGAAAAGUAACUAACUUUAUUCAUGCUUUUAUGACCCGAUAAAUGGUCUUAUAUUUAAAAUAUUUGUGUUAAAAAUCAACAUUCUUGUAUUAUAAAUGUUGUAAAUUCAAAUAUUUAUGGCACUCAGCUUUCUGGAUACAUUUUGAAAAUUCAAGUCAUCCAUUUUUUAAAAUUAGAAGCUUCUAAUGUUUGUUUUGAAUCAUCUCCUAAAUAAUGGAUGGCAACUUUUAAAUGGACAUAACACUGACUAUAUCAUUACUACUUUCCCCAAGCUGUGCUUACUAAUAUAUAUUCCAAACGCACAUAUUAAAAUUUGUAAAAAAACUACCUUAUUAUUAUGUCUUUGCAAAAAAAAUAAAUAAAAUAAGUAGUUUUCAUUUGUGCUUUAAGAAGUUUUAUCUGUACUGCCUUUUUGAUGGGCUAUUCUAAAGUACUGGACCAGAAUCAAAUGUGUUUGAAACCUCUCUUCCAGCUUUAUGAUCCAAACAAUGCGCGGUUUGAAGUUCCACUGGAUGUGCCCUCUGGUUCCAGCAGUGUUCUGAACCCACUGUAUAAUGUCACCGUAAUGUCACCAUUUAAUAUUGUGGUCACAAGAGUUUCUACUGGGGCUACUGUGUAAGUUAUCUUUGGGGAGUUUUUAUUGUGUGGGUCAUUCUGGGGCUACUGUGUAAGUUAUCUUUGGGGAGUUUUUAUUGUGUGGGUCAUUCUGGGGCUACUGUGUAAGUUAUCUUUGGGGAGUUUUUAUUGUGUGGGUCAUUCUGGGGCUACUGUGUAAGUUAUCNCCCCCCCCCCCGGACACAUAAAAAAAAAAAAUUAAAAUGAUUUACAAUUUUUUUAGCAACCUGCUCCAAUUGAUGCCAGUGUGAACCAAAAGUAGGGGUUCUAUUUAGACACUAUUUAUAGAGUUACAAAUUGGGCAUUUGGCAUUGUAAAUCAGAAGUAUAAAUAGAACACUUCAGGUUUAUCAGAAUGUUAGAAAGGGUCUUUGAAAAAUAACUGGUAGGUAUAAAUGGUAGGGAUUGUGGCACUUGACCUUGUUAUUUGUGGAAAGAGUUGAGUGGGGGAUGUUUGUUUAUAUUCUAAUAACUAUUUUUAGACUGCUUUAUAUGACAUAUAUUUACAUUGUAUUGAAGUUCAGCUCAUGGUGUGCAAAAAUAUUUGUUUUGAAAUUCUUGAUAAUCUCAUUGUAAAUUGCAUUCUUGAUUUAAAAAUAAUUUUUAAAAAAUUAUUUCAAACUACAGGUAGAUUACAAUAAAAUGGUUAUUUUAUAAACUAAUUCUAUCAAGUAAACAUUUUUUCUAUCAAGUCUUAGAUUUGCUUGUUAAAUUUGAUGCUCACAAAAUUCAGGAUGUCUUUUAUUUUGAAUCUUUAAAGAGCCUUAUGUUUACUUGAAAGAAACCUAUAGUAAAGCCAUCAAGCUUUUUCUUACUGCCAAGGCCACAUUCAGCAAUCAUUUUGGUUUUUGAGUUCUAUAUAUUGUAAAUCCUUGACUUAAGUUUGUGAGAAGAGGAUGCUCAAGAUCGCAGUCAAGAUAAUUGGAAAACUUUUCUUAUUUAGAUUUGACACAAGAGGCACGGCACCACUGAUUUUCUCUGACCAGUACUUGCAGAUUGCCACCAGACUUGCCAGUAAAUUUCUCUAUGGCAUUGGAGAACAUCGCAGCACCUUUGCUCAGGAUCUGUCUUCUUGGAAGAGGCUGGUCUUCUGGAACAGGGAUGAUGUUCCAAAGGUUAGUACCAAUGUUCUCAGUGCUUGUCUCGCUAACUCAUAAAAUUAAAUGAUACAUUAUUAUCCUUAAUUUUAAUUAAAUACAGUGGAAUCUGGGAUAAAGAAUGCCCCAGUUAACGAAUAAAUCGGCUGACAAACAAGUUUUUUGAACAAUUUUUUUUCUCUGUUAACAAAUGAUACAUCGGGUUAUGAGCUUGGUUUUUGUGGCCAGACAGCUACAGGAAAAGUGCAGGGAACAAAAUGUUGACCUCUUCUCUACCUAUGUAGACCUGACAAAAGCUUUCGACACUGUCAGUAAAGAGGCCCUUUGGAAGAUCAUGGCCAAUUAUGGAUGCCCCAGAAAGUUCAUGUCAAGGGUACGACUAUUCCAUGAAGCUAUGCAGGCUAGAGUUCGGGAUAAUGGAGAGACAUCAAAACCAUUUCCUGUAACCAACUGCGUGAAACAAGGAUGUAUACUUGCCCCAACACUUUUCAGCCUCAUAUUUUCCACAAUGCUGACCGACGCCUUCAAAGAGAGAGACGCUGGAAUUGGCCUCAGAUACCGAAUUGACGGUAAUCUAUUCAACCCCAAGAGGCUACAUGCCAAAACAAAGGUCCUGACAGACACCAUCAAGGACCUUCUGUAUGCAGACGACUGUGCCCUAAACGCUGUAUCAGAAGUGAAUAUGCAACGCUGCGUUUCAAACUUUUCUAAUGCCUGCACAAACUUAGGGCUCACCAUUAACACACAAAAAACUGAGGUCAUAUACCAACCAGCUCCUCGAAGCCCUUAUGUUGAGCCCAACAUCCCAGUAUAUGGCGAAAGACUUAAGGUGGUGAAGGCUUUUCUUAUCUCGGCAGCACAUUGUCCCAAAGCACAACCAUCAAUGACGAGGUUAACCUCCAUAUUGCGAGAGCCAGUGAAACCUAUGGAAAACUGACCAGGAGAGGUAUCAGCACUCAAACUAAACCGAAAGUAUAUCAGGCGGCUUUUCUCCCUACGCUUCUCUGUGCCAGUGAAACGUGAAUGGUCUACCAACGCCAUGCAAGAAUGCUGAACCACUUUCAUACAACAAGACUCUGAAAAAUACUCAACAUUAAAUGGCAGGAAAGGGUCCCAGACCCUCACACGGGCAGGUCUCCCCAACAUCUUUACCAUCUUAAUGAAGUCUGAGCUUUGCUGGGCUGGACAUGUUGUGAGAAUGUCAGAUGACCAUCUGCCCAAAAGAAUUUUCUAUGGUGAACAAGGAAAGCGGUCUGCUGGCCGGCAGAAAAAAAACGCUUUAAAGACAACCUAAAAGCCUCACUGAAAGCAUUCAACAUAAACCUAGACGUUUGGGAGGAAAAAGCAAAGGAUCGAAUUUCAUGGCAUUCCACUUUACACAGGAGCUCCAUGCAAAAUGAAGUUGGCAGAACAGCGACUGCAGAGAGCAAGAGACAUGCCAGGAAGGCCCGGUCUGACUCUGCUCCCAGAGAUACGCCAUCAUUCCCCUGCACCUACUGCACAAGAGAAUUUCGUGCCAGAAUCAGCCUCAUUAGCCAUCUGCGCAGCCACAGACAGAACUAGCACAAACUAUGAUGAUUAAAGUGGUCAUGGUAGCCUCCCAACUGAAGAACAACACAAACAUUCUCACAGGCUCAAUAGGGCUUUGCAUUAAACAUCGUUGGUGUGAUUGUUGUACUUAAAAAAACACCACUUCUUGUUUUAUUUUAGCUCUCUUGGCGCCCAAAGAGAAAAAUCUUAUGAACAGAAAUCAUUUUAAUCUGGAAGUAUAGAAAUAAGUGAUAUUAAACAUGAUAAUGACAUUACAGUUUUGUAUAUUAAUGUGUUUGACAUGUCUAUAAUGCAAGAUAUUUUAAUAAUAAUGGCUAUGGAACUCAUCCUUUUCUUCCUCUCAGGUUAAUACUAAUGGCUAUGGAACACAUCCUUUUCUUCCUCUCAGGUUAAUACUAAUCGCUAUGGAACUCAUCCUUUUCUUCCUAUCAGGUUAAUAAUAAUGGCUAUGGAACUCAUCCUUUCUUCCUCUCAGGUUAAUAAUAACGGCUAUGGAACUCAUCCUUUCUUCCUAAACUUGGAGCCAUCAAGUGGUUCCUCAGAAGGUCCAGCUGAUGCUCAUGGUGUCUUUUUGCUGAACAGUAAUGCAGGGGGUGAGUUGAAGUGAAUGGCUUGUUCAGAAUAUUUGGCUGAUUUUUUCUCAAUAUGGUGUUAGGUCAAAGAUUUCUUUAUCAUUUCCUAGAUUUGUUAAAGUUUCUUAAGGAAUCAACGUAAAAAAAUAUAUCAAGAAAUAAGUGAAUUUGCAUUUUCAGAAGUGGCACUCCAGCCAUUUGGCACAGCCGGUGCUGUCACCUAUCGCUAUCUCGGAGGCGUUCUUGAUUUCUUCAUAGUAAUGGGGCCUGAGCCGGUCAAAGUGGCCAGUCAGUUCACAGAAAUUGUGGGUCAAACGUUCUUCCCACCAUUUUGGUCCCUGGGUUUCCACCUAUGUAAAUGGGGCUACAACUCGGCUAAUGAGCUGCAGAAUGUGAUACAAAGAAACAGGAAUGCUUCCAUCCCUUAUGUGAGUGCUUGUGACUGUCAUGGUCGAUGGAAGAAGGAGAUGGCUAACAUGAAUGACCUGAGAGUAUUUCUCAGUUACAGUAGUGCUGUCUACAUAAGUUGACUAGUUUACAGAAAAUUUAAGACAAGAAAAUAUGCAAGCAUUGGACACAUCGCCGCAAAUAGGAAUUUCUUUAUUCAACUAUUUUGAUUUUAAUGUGCCAUUUCAAAUUAAGAUUAGCAACUUCUGUUUUAACUUUAAAAAAAUGUAAUUCAAGUGUCCUUCAAGUUAGUCAACCUCCUUUGUCCAUGGCCUCAAUAAAAGCAAAGUCAAUUUUUAUUUUUGUUGUAUUUUCAAAACAGAGGUAGCUCUACAGCUGUAUGGCCAGAACCAGAAUGGUGCGGUCACUUAUCGAAUGCUUGGUGGCAUCCUUGACUUUUUCAUUGUCUUGGGACCCAGUCCUCUUGCAGUAGCCUCGCAGUACACCGAAAUCACCGGCCGGACACAGUUCCCUCCAUUUUGGUCCUUGGGGUUUCAUAUAUGCAAAUAUGGGAUUGCCAAUUCUGCAGCACUGCGGGACAUGAUAAAAAGGAACAGGGAUGCCAAUAUGCCUUAUGUAUGAUUACUGUGUCAGUGUAGUUAAUGUCUACCAUUUAACAGGGUGUAACUUUUUAGUGGCUUAGAUCUAUUUUAAUUUACAUUAUCCAUGUUAAGAGAUAAAUAUCGGAGUUAAGUAAAGUGUGCCCAUGAGUUUUGCUUAAGCUGAAUCUAUUUUUAUGACAUUUAACAGCUAUCUUGGUACAAACAAGAAAUUUAUAUUUUUUAUAUUACUUCUACUCUUCUUAUAAAAUGUUCUUGUCAUUUUUAGACAUAGUGAAGUAUUUGGCUUAUGAAGCAAGAAAUAAUUUUUGAAAUACCGGUAUAUUAUAUUAUAUCCAAAGUUUCAAUAGCAUUAUUUGACCUAAGUCCUGUGAUAUCUGUAUUGAAAUGAAUAAUCUAACAACUCUGAAAGACUUUCUCACAUUUUUUAUGCAUCCAGGACGUCCAGUGGACAGAUAUAGACUACAUGGAUGGCCAUAAGGACUGGACCUAUGACAAGAACAACUUUGCUGGCCUACCAAGCAUUGUUCAAGAUCUCCACAGCAACCAACAAAGAUAUAUCAUUAUGGCCGUAAGUAGGACUAAAUCACUUUAUACAAAACUACUUAUUGCCAAAGCUUGGCAACAGUUGGCUACUGUCAUCUUUCUUUCUCCCAGUCUUAUAUGGCUGAUAAGCUAUAGCCCCCUUUGCCGAUUACAACAUCAAGGUUCUUUUUUUUUUUUGUGUCAACUAAAAUGGACUUGUUUAUUUCGCAUGUAGGACCCUGCAAUUUCAAGUGAGCAACCCUCAGGAAGUUAUGCCCCCUUUGAUGAUGGUAAACAAAUGGACGUAUUUGUCAAGAAGGCCAACGGUGAUAUUCUUAUCGGCUCAGUAAGUUCACAUCUUGAGCGUGAUAAAGGGGAUGUCGCACUUCUGAUAUAAACACAUUGAUUUUGUUUAUAUCUAACACUAAGUUUUAAGGACAUGCACAUUUUUACCUGAGACACAAUGGAACUAAUAAGUGUUUCAUAUUACGUGUUUGAAGGAUUUUAAUUUGCUUUAGCUUUCAUUUUUUUACCACUUUGAUAUCAAAAUAUACUCACAGCUUUGAUUAGUUAAAAGUUAUUGGUUUAAGUUUGGCCAAAUGCAGACAAAAACUCAAUUAAGCAAAGUGUUAAUGAAGUUGUUUUUUUUCUGACAUCAUUCUUCAGCUUACUUCUAUCUUUAAAGGGCAACAAGCACUUGAUGAUAUUAAAUCACGUUGCCAGGAUGUAUUCCUAGAGUCAAUAAUUUUCUGAUAAAUCCACUGCCAUGAUAUAAUCUUAUUCACUUAUUCCUAGACAACAAUUUCUAAUCAUAUUUAAGACAUUUCAAAUUCAAAUGUUGACUAAACCAAGACAUAAAUAUCGGCUUGAGAAAUUAAAUAAAUUUUUUAGUUGUAAACAUUUCCUUGCAGGUUUGGCCAGGCAAGACUGCUUUCCCAGAUUUCUUUCACCCAAAUGCUUAUAAAUACUGGUACAAGCAGGCCAGUGAGUUCCAUGCCAUUCUGUCAUUUGAUGGACUUUGGAUUGUGAGUCAGGCUCCUUUAUAUUUAAAUUUUUGCUAAAAUAAUUUGGAAAUAGUAGCAUUGCUGUUCAAUUUCUCUGUACAUUUAUAUCAUGUUAUAUGUGUGAACUUGUUUCAUGUGGAUUGAGUAAAAGAUAUAUUGUUAAACUGGAUGGCAGUUAAUUUCAUAAUUUCUCAUCCAGGACAUGAAUGAGCCAUCCAGCUUUAUAGAUGGGUCAGUUGAUGGUUGCACUCAGUCCUCUCUGGACCAUCCGCCAUUUACUCCCGCCAGUAAGUUUAUCACCAACUACUGAACUCAGCAGAUAUUUUUAUUACACAAUGGGAGCCAUUUUGAAACGAAAGCAAUUAAUUUACCAUUAUAAAAAUAUUGACAUUUUCACAUAAAUUUUUCUUAAAACACCAUAUAUGAAAUUAUUUCUUUGUAUUCUUAAAACUUGUAAUUUACAUGGGAUAUUUGGAAAAAAAUUAAUCCUGUCAAAAUUGUUUUUUAAUUAGAAAACAUUGCAGCUAUUGAAUUUUUUAGUGUUAAAAGUUGAAAUAAAAAACUUUGCUUUUUUUGGAUACCUUUUUUCUUCUCUGUGUGUUUUCUUUCUAUCUUUAUAUUCUAACUGACUGAAUAAAAUAUGUUGCUUUUUUCGUCUAUGCUCAAACAGCUAUUGAUGGUGGUAGCCUGUACUCUAAAACCAUCUGUCCAUCUGCCAAACAUGCCAUCUCUUCUCAUUACAACCUACACAACAUGUACGGGUGGUCUCAGGCCAACAUUACCAGGGCGUAAGUAACAUUAUCAAAUUAUUUCUCAGCGGGUUGUCACCUCAUUUUAUCAAUUGAAAUUUUUUUUUAGUGAUGUUUAAAAUAUUUUUAUAUUAAAAUUAAUAAGUUGUAUGGUGCUUAAAUAGAGUAUUUAAGUUUUCAUAAUGAUACCACUUGGGUUGAGGAUAUUAGAAAAUUAUAAUAUUAAAGAAAUGUGUCCUCAAUCAUUUAAAUUACUGUAUUUAAAAUUAAUAUUAAACUUUCCCUUCAAAUUUUAAACAAAAGAUAAUCUAUAGAAUUAAAUAUUUAAAAAAAAUAAAAAGUCUUAUUGUUGAGAUGAUAGUUUAAAGUUUAAACAAAAUUAUGCAGAAAUCUUCAUUGAGACCAAAAAUCAAAAUGCUAUUUGUAUGUUAACAUCUUUUACUGCAGAGUACUAGACACCAUUUUUCCCAAUAAAAGGACCCCUCUGAUAACUCGAUCAAGUUUUGCCGGCAGUGCAAAGUACACAGGGCACUGGUUGGGAGAUAACAACUCAGACUAUGAUGAUCUUUAUUACUCAAUUCCAGGUAACUAGACAUCUAUAUAACAUCAUAAUACAUCAUUCCCUGUGUAACAAUGUCACUAACACUACCAGAUGCCAUGAUUUCGCAAAAAAUUCCAGACAACUGCACCCUUAAAAAUUCUGCGAGUGCGUUUGGUGAGUAAUAUUUUCUUUUGUUUAUGGAAAUAGUCUCAAUUCAACUAUGGUCUUAUAGUCUCAAUUCAAAUAUGGUCUUAUAGUCUCAAUUCAACUAUGGUCUUAUAGUCUCAAUUCAAAUAUGGUCUUAUAGUCUCAAUUCAAAUAUGGUCUUAUAGUCUCAAUUCAAAUAUGGUCUUAUAGUCUCAAUUCAAAUAUGGUCUUAUAGUCUCAAUUCAAAUAUGGUCUUAUAGUCUCAAUUCAAAUAUGGUCUUAUAGUCUCAAUUCAAAUAUGGUCUUAUAGUCUCAAUUCAACUAUGGUCUUAUAGUCUCAAUUCAAAUAUGGUCUUCUUAUAGUCUCAAUUCAACUAUGGUCUUAUAGUCUCAAUUCAACUAUGGUCUUAUAGUCUCCAUUCAACUAUGGUCUUAUAGUCUCAAUUCAACUAUGGUCUUAUAGUCUCAAUUCAACUAUGGUCUUAUAGUCUCAAUUCAACUAUGGUCUUAUAGUCUCAAUUCAACUAUGGUCUUAUAGUCUCAAUUCAACUAUGGUCUUAUAGUCUCAAUUCAAAUAUGGUCUUAUAGUCUCAAUUCAACUAUGGUCUUAUAGUCUCAAUUCAACUAUGGUCUUAUAGUCUCAAUUCAACUAUGGUCUUAUAGUCUCAAUUCAAAUAAAUCUUGGGUAUAAAAGGUGGUGGAUAUUAGAAUACUAAUAUAGUUCAGAGGGGAACACUAAGUGGCCAUCUUAUAAAGUGCGUUAAUUGAAUGCAUGUUUUUUCAAGUAACUUUAUUAGAUGGGAAGUUCACACAUUGCGGUCGCCAUUGUUUGGCGGGUUAUAUCUAGUUCUAAAUAAUAUAUAUAUAUAUAUAUAUGAGUUCAAGUUGAACAUUCCUCUGUCGCUGGUUCACUUUUACCAAAUUACUUCUGAAAACAGUGUAACUAUGAAUAGGAAAAGUGGCGGACGGUCUUUUUUUGUGUGUAUCCUACUAAGUGUUUGUUAAAAUGAAUGACUUGUUAAAUAUAUUUUUUAUCAGCUUUUAAUGUUUGAUGUACAUCAUUUUUUGUUUUACUGAAUGAAAUGUGGGUAUUAACUCCCUUGAAAGUGAAAGCAAAAGAAUGAUACUUAAUCAAUGGUUUAUUCCGUUAAGAAACCGCCACUCUUAAAUUUCUUCUUUCAUUCGUCUUGUUAAAGUUAAAGAUAUUAUUUCAAACAUUAACAUUUACCUUCUAUCUCCAAAAAUUUAUGAUUAACAUAGAUGAUGCAUCUCUUGUUUUCUUUGCUCCCAGGCAUUCUGAACUUUAAUCUGUUUGGCCUGACUUUCAUCGGCGCUGACAUUUGUGGGUUUAGAGGAACGACGACUCCACAACUUUGUACCCGCUGGCACCAGCUUGGCGUCUUCUAUACGUUUAUGAGGAACCAUGCAGACUUAGGGUCACCGGUAUGAGGAUAUGUCUACUUUCUCUUUCUGUAUUUUGAACUAGUCCACUUUUUAUCACCUUGGUCUAGUUAUUUAAUGAAAUAUUUUGUUGAAACUACAUUUUUUUACAACAUAUUUUAUAAUAAUCGUUUUUUUUAAAAUAUCAGGCCCAAGACCCUGGCUCUUUUGCUGAACCAUAUCUAGGCUACAUCCGUGAUGCACUGAAGCUGAGAUACACACUUCUUGCUGUGCUGUACACGGCAUUGUUCAAGUCUCAUGUCGUUGGGCUGCCUGUCAUCAGACCACUGUUUUAUCUGUAAGCAUUGAUGGUCUCUUUAGAUAUUAACCUCAUCAGUGUUCUAUCAAAAGUGAACAUUUGAUUUGAAAAGCCUUUGAGCUGAUUCAUAGCUGAGCAAGAUAGAUAUACCAGGAUGGGCUCAUAGAGCCUGUACCAGGAUUGGCUCAUAGUCUUUUUCUUUGGCAUAGGUACACCUCUAAAAUCAGCUGACAAAGUUUUGGCAAUCUGAUUCAAAUAAAUAAACCUUGGACCUGUAGGAAAUUGAGUGAUUAAAUAGAGACAUGGUGAUAAGUUUAAUUUCAUGCCAGGCGUUCUUGAUUGAUAAAUUAUUAUUGAGGAUUAUCUGUAAACUUUUUCAUCAAAGGUUUCUUAGGUUGACAUCUUGAUAAACUUAUCUAAGCCACCAUCACUGCUGGGGGGAUUUUGUCUACCAUCUUUUCCAGCUGAUCUAUUAUCUCCUAGAUCAGCGGUUCUCAACCUGUGGGUCACGACCCCUUUGGGGUUCGCGGGACCCUUUUCCAGGGGUCGCCUAAGACCAUCUGAAAACACAUAUCCUUACAGCUAAUGAAGUAGCAACGAAAAUAAUCGUGUGGCUGGGUGUCGCCACGACACAAGAAACUGUAUUAAAGGUCACGGCACUAGAAAGGUUGAGAACCACUGUCCUAGAUGUAUAUUGGCUUGUAUUGUUUAUGUUUGUAAGGGAUGAAAGAAUUAGAAUGGGUAUUCUCGUAUGUAGUUUUUGUAAUUUUGCGUUUUGUAUUUCAAUGUGGUAUAAUAUAGAUUUUUUUUUCAUUUCUCUUUUAACAUGGUUGACUUUGUACCACGCUUCAAGCCUUUGGGGAUGAAGUGUGAUUUUCAAAUAAACUUUAUUAUUAUUAUUAUUAUUAUAUAUAAAGCAAAUUGUAUGCUAACAAUGACUUUAGUCACAUUUAUUUCUAAUCUAACCAGGUAUCAGGGCACAGAGACCAUAGAUAAACAGUUUAUGUGGAGUGAUUCUCUCAUGGUGGUGCCAGUGUUGAAUGAGGUCAAGCAUAUAGUUUUGUCUUUAAUUGGGAAUUUGGGUUUUUCUUUUUUGGUACAAAACUGUACACAUGAUCAGAACUUUUAAUUUUUUGUUUGUUUGAAACUGUAACACUUUGAUUCAGCACCAUCUAGAUUUAAAAUUAUGCAAAGCUAAACUAUACAUAUUUGUAAUUUAAAAAAUAUGAAAUAAUAAGUCAAACACUAUUACCAAAAAAAUUGUUUCAAUUUAAAAAAAAAUAAAAAUUUUUUACUUUUCAAAAUUCCUGCUUGGUAUAAAAAUUUCAUGUUAAUUUAUGAAUAACUUUUGCUUUUCUUAUAUUUUUUUAUCUUUAUAAUAUUUUAGAAUGAAGUUUUCGUGAAUGCCUUUAUUCCCAAUGACACAUGGUAUGAUUUUUAUGAUGGUCACCCCAUCGCCGCUCGAGGGGAAUACCUGACAUUGAAUGCGCCUUUGAACACCAUCAAUGUUUUGGUUCGUGGAGGCUCCAUUCUUCCACUUCUCCCGGCCACAGAGCGUACAGAUAUUUCGUAAGUGAUGGAGAAAUGAACGAACUGCACACAUUUCAAAGAAAUUCUAAAGUGCGUUCAUCAUUUUAUUACUUCCAGGAAUGCUGAUCAUAAAUGAAUUGCCGUUUUUUUAGCUAAAAAAUAUAGGCAUCUAAAUCAAACUGUUAUUGUUUUAUUAUGUCAUAUUUAGGAGCACAAUGAGGAAAUGAAAUUUAUCAUAAACUUGUUCUAAAUCAGUUUUCCUAAUUUUUAUUUGACUUAUAAAUGAAAAAAAUUGUUAAAAAAUUUAAAUUCUUCAGACGUCAGCAAAAAUUUAGACUUUUCGUUACCCUCAAUGAAAAUGGCACUGCAAAUGGUGAACUGUUCUGGGAUGACGGAGAGAGUGCAGGUAGCUAUGUUGAUGAUAAACAUUAUUAAGAUAUUAGAAUACACAGUUUUAUAGUAUGGUGAUCACAUUAUGCCAAAAUAUGUUACAAUUUAUUCUAACACUGUGGCUGUUUUAUUGAAAUAAGCUAAAGGGUUUUGUUUUUAAAUAACAACACCUUUGCUCAUCUCAAUCUGACUCCGUGACUUCCAGAACUUUCUUUAUCACCAGUGUAUGUCAUGGCUUUUUAAAACUAUGUUAAAUUAAAUUAAAUUAUAUAUUGAGGUAAAUAUUAAGUUUUUUAAAAUAAUUCCAGAUAGUAUCACAUCAUCCAAGUACUCUCACAUUUACUUCUCACUGUACGCAAAUGUAAGUACUUUACCAGGGGCAUCUACACAGGGGGGGUGUGGAUAUAUGCCCCUGUACUAAGCUACUUUAUUUCCUUUAUUUAGAGGAUAGUAUGUGGGGUGUACUGGUGAGUUUCAUUGUUUUUAUGGUCUCAUAGUUCAAAGCAUUCACUGAAAAAAUUGUAGUUGUGUAAAUAGAACUUAUGUUUAAUUUGAACCUUAGUGUGCAGUAAUGUGCAGUAGUGUGCAGUAAUGUGCAGUAGUGUGCAGUAAUCACAUUGAAAUAUAGUCAUUUUGUUUGCCUUUAGAUAUUGGGGUAAUGCUCUGAAAUGAGUAAGAGAACCCCUUUCAGUUGUUACAUCAUUUCGUAAAGAUUAUAAUAUAGUGUUUGAACUAUAGAAAUAUUAUUAUAUUUAGUGUAGGUUAUAUAAUGUUUAAACUAUAGAAUUAUUUUAUGCCUUAUUGAACCAAUGUCUGACAGAAUACUCUGGUGAACCAUGUGGUUCAGUCUGGUUACAACCCUAGUCAAGGUAUCAGGUCAAGUGAGGUGGACUUCUACGGUGUAACGAAGUUCCCCUCUUCUGUGCUGGUCAAUGGGAACAGGGUGGCCUUUGGAUACAACAAUUACACCCAGGUCGGUCCUCAUCCCUUUGUGGAUGUUUUAGUAUAGUCAGUUGCCGUUUCAGAUCACGCAAAGCGCUUUGCGUUGCUAAAAAGCCGAGUCCUAUGGAACUUAGCUUUGAUGUGUACUUUCUUUCAAAUCACGUGUCUUUGUUCUUACUCUUGACACUUUCUUUCGUAACUCUUUUCCAUUUGGUAACUAACUAUUUUUGAGUUUAAAUUUUCUUAUUCUUGUUUCUUCAUAUUGAAACCUUUUUUUUUAAAUAGCAUUUUUAAUGAUGACUAUGUGUGACUUCAACAACCUCAUGAGAAUGAAUAUAUCCUUCAAUAUUUAAACUCUGUCAAUGAAUUUCUUUCUAUCAACUAGGCAAUUUUCUCACUUAGCUUUAAAAUGUGUUCUUUUUUUUAUGUACAGUUGUUGCAAGUCAGUAACCUGAAUGUGGACUUACUGCAGCCUUUAUCUGUCACAUGGAGCUAGAAAAUAUUCCAAAGAUGCAACAAAAAUAUACUGAAUGGAACAUUCCUUAGAAUUUGAUAUCUUAAAGAACUAAAACUUUGAGAGAACACAGGUACACCAACUGUCAGGGGAGAGAUAGAAAAACAUGGAUUUUAAUCACUAAAAAAAAAGAAAAAAAAUUUGAGAAAAUUUGAUGACAUUAAGUUGUCAUGCAAUUAACAAUGGCAAAUGGCAGUAUAAAUUGUUUUUUGACAAAUAAAAAUUUGACAAGCAAUGGUAUACAAUUAAGCUUGACAAGCUUAAAGAAUUCCAAUGCCUUUUAAUUAAUUAUCAGGAAAUUCUUUCAUCUCCAUUGUUCAACUUGCAAUAUUCAUAUUGAUCAAUAAUUUUGUGCAACAUUCAUCUUUUUUUUUUUUUUUUUUGCUUAUCCAAAAAUUUGUUUGAAAUAAAUUGGGCAAAUGGAAAAUUAAUAAAAUGGAAAUUUGGUUGAAANCGUUUUUUUUUUUUUUAUUUUUUUUUUAUUUUUUUUUAAUUUUUUAAUUUUUUUUUUUUUUUUUUUAGUUAGAAAAUUUUUUUUUAAAAGAAAUUUAUUUAAUGGAAUUUUUUUUUUUUUUUUUUUUAAAUUUUACAUUCAAACAAACUUUUUUUUGAAACAAUUUCCAUUUGAUGACAUUUGCUAUUGACCAAAUUUCCAUUCAACCAAAUUGCUGUUUGAUCACUUUUCCAUUGAUCAAAUUUCUUUCGAACAAGUGUGCGGGUAACUAUUUCUUUGUGUGACCUGCGAUAGGAUUCAAUCAUUUUGUUUGAAAUGGUAAGACAGAUCCAUGCGGAUGAGGGUGGGAUUUUCUUGGGUUGUACCUGUUGCACCUGUUGCCCUGUUUAAUUAAAUUAAGCAUAAAUUCUUACAAGUAUGAAAUCAACAUAAGUAGAUGAAACUUAAAUAGAGUUGAUCAUUUACUGAGUAAAAACCUUUUAAAAUCUGCUACUAUUUUUGUGUGUGUAAAUUUGUAAAAAAAAAACUAAAACAGUACUAGAAUAAGUUUGUGAAAAAGAUUUUGAUGUGUAGUUUAGUUAGUUAAAUAGUUUUUCACCUAUUUAUGAAAAUAAGUCUUGUAACGCAUUUUACUGAACUGCAUUUAGAAUAUAUUUUUUUUAAUGCCUAGGACUAUUUUACAAUCAAAUUUAACAUGUUAUCAUGUGCUUAAAAAUGACAAUUCGCUUUUAAUUUGAAGUGUUUUAUAUUUGUAGUGCCAUAUCACAUGUGAUGUUUGAAUGGGUUUUAUUUUUAGCAUUUUUAUUCCAAUCUUAGAUGACAAUCCAACAUAUUUUUAAGUGAAUGGCUUUUUAAUUGAGUUUAACUGUGUCUUCUCCAACUUGUUAACAUUUUAUGGGGGUGGCCUCCUUUUCUAAGUACAUUUAUUGGUAUGUAAGAGUCUUAAACAGCUCAUAAAACAUUGAUUAAGUAUUUGAACAGAACCUGAUACAUAAAUGUUUUGAACAUUUUAUUUUUUUUACACAUUAAGUCUCAGUUUUCUUAAUUUUUAAUGAAAUAUGAAUUUACUUCCAAUUCUUUAAAAUAUAAUUUAUCGUAAUGGUAUAAAUAUUAUAAAAAUAUGACUUAAAUAUCAUGUUUCAUUGUUGAUCACGGUGAAUGAUCACUAUACAUUAUUGUAACAUUGACAUACCUAAUAACACCCAAAUCGAUUAAAAAGAAUGUAGUGAAAAAUGUUAACUACAUGGUUGAAUUUUUUAAAUGACAAAAAUUUUAAUUCCUUUGAGAAGAAAGAAAACAAAAAUCUGUUUUGUUUUGUUUGUUAUUUUGUAAUCUUACACUUUUUGAAAAAAAAACAUUAAGAAGCUCUGCAAUUGGAUUUUUGUUUUGUAAUCUCAUUUGAUGUGUAAAGGUUGGACGCUACUCUCAGGGAGUAGCUAUGAUUUUAUUAUUAUUUUUCGUUAUUGAUGCCAGAAGACAAUUCAUGUAAAUUGCCAUAUGAUUUGUAAGCUCAAUUAAAAGAGUUAUAUUUCUCACAGCAUUUUUAUAAAUCUAAGUUUGGGUGAUAAUUUCUUAGUGCAGUUGGUCAUGACAAUUUUUUUAAACAUUUUUUUUUUAAACAUGCAUUUUAAAAUCUUUAAUAUAGUUUUAGACGCUUACAUGGAGAAAAUCCUUUGACUUUUAUUUGAGGAUCUUUUCUUAUUCUAGUUUUUGUUAUAUCCAUUUUUUUUUUUCAUUAUACUUCAACAAUUUAAAUAAUCUAGAAAACUUAAUUUUCCUCUUGCUAUCAGCCUGCUUUGUUUCCAUGUUUAAAUCAUGUAUUUUUGUUGCCUGAUGUUAUUGUAUCCCUGAGUCUUUCAUCAGCUGUCUACUUCGGUUACCGGAAAUUUGUUUGAAAGAAAUUUCGUCUACGGAAAUCGAUCUACAGAAAUUUGAUCGAAAGGAAUUUGGUUGAAUCUUUUUUCAGUUCACACGUUAAAAUUUUUGUCAAAUUUCUUUUUAAACGCUCUAUACGAUAUAGUUUAGUAAAACAAAUAAUGCGUUCAAAAAGAAAUUUGAUGCAA